This is a messenger RNA of Mangifera indica (mango), 1636 nucleotides long. Its product is annotated as dnaJ homolog subfamily B member 4-like. NCBI's taxonomy places the organism in Eukaryota, Viridiplantae, Streptophyta, Magnoliopsida, Sapindales, Anacardiaceae. Gene Ontology annotation, cellular component: cytosol. Gene Ontology annotation, molecular function: protein-folding chaperone binding. The record is from RefSeq and is a predicted model, not a curated record. Bases 305 to 1318 code for a protein of 337 amino acids. The transcript has 3 exons.
AGAAAGAGCAAUUCCGUUGUUUUUGCAUAUUUAAUUGUAAGACAAUUUUUCAUCGGACGUGGUCUGUCUUAGCCUGGGAGAUUCUUCACAGAUUCUUUCUGUGAAGCCAAACCCAGAUCAAUAGAAACAGAGCAAAACAAAUAUCAACCAUUCCCAUUUCCAAAACACCCAGAGGUUCUUUUUUCAACUUCUGUCCUGUCAAGAGAUUUUGUUUUUAUAAUUUGGUGAUUGAAGGGACUUAUUGUUUGAUGAUCUGGGUGUUUCUAGAAUGCUUUUACUCUGAUCAUUUUGUAUUGGGAAGAUCAUGGGAAUGGAUUAUUAUAACAUAUUGAAGGUGGACAAGAAUGCAACAGAAGACGAUCUCAAGAAAUCAUAUAGGAAACUGGCAAUGAAAUGGCAUCCUGACAAGAACCGCGACAACAAGAAAGAAGCCGAAGCCAAAUUCAAGCAGAUCUCCGAGGCUUAUGAGGGCUUAAGCGACCCUCAAAGGAGAGUGAUUUAUGAUCAGUAUGGUGAAGAAGGGUUGAAAGAUAUGCCACCAUCUGGCACUGGUGGAUUCCCCUUUAGAAAUGGUAGUGGUGGUGGCUCUAAAGGGUUCAAUCCUAGGAAUGCAGAAGACAUUUUUGCAGAAUUUUUUGGCAGUAGUCCUUUCGAAUUUGGAGCAGCAGGAGCUGGAAAGUCAACAGGGUUCCAGUCUGAUGGACGAGGCAUGUUUGGAGGUUUCAGUUCAAAGGAAAACAUGUUUCGAUCUUAUAGUGAGGGGGCUGCACCUAGGAAACCUCCACCAGUGGAAAGCAAACUACCCUGCACUCUUGCAGAGCUAUACUCUGGAUCAACAAGGAAAAUGAAGAUCUCCAGAACAGUAGUUGAUGCUAAUGGACGUCAAACACAAGAAUCUGAGAUAUUAACCAUUGAUGUGAAACCUGGAUGGAAGAAGGGAACCAAAAUCACUUUUCCAGACAAGGGAAAUGAGCAACCGGGUCAGCUCCCAGCGGACCUUGUGUUUGUGAUUGAUGAGAAGCCCCAUGAUUUGUACAAGAGAGACGGCAAUGACCUCAUUGUGAACCAAAAGGUGACACUAGCCGAAGCACUUGGGGGGACCUCAGUGAGUCUCACCACACUUGAUGGUCGUAAUCUCUCAAUUGAUGUAACCGAUAUAAUUAGCCCUGGUUAUGAGCUGGUUGUUCCCAAGGAGGGAAUGCCAAUAGCAAAGGAGCGAGGUAAGUGGGGUGAUCUGAGAAUCAUAUUUGAGGUGAAGUUCCCAACAAGGUUGACACCAGAGCAACGAGCAGGACUCAAGCGUGCCUUAGGAGGUUAAUUCAAGAUGUUUUCCUACAUGUAUAUAAGCCAUUAGCCCGAAUCAAGCCACCCUCAAAACCAAAGAUAAUGUUGCUCUUUUGACAGACUAUGGUGUAUAACAAACCAGGCAAAGCAAUUGCAAAUUGAAAAAUGAUGUGUCUGAAUCCUGGUUGCAUUUUUACCAUAUUCUUAAUUGUCUAUGUUGUUUAAUUCUAGCAGUUCUCUCUGUAAUUCUUACAACUUUUUUUUGUUGUUACUGGUUUUUCCGUGUAAGUGAUUUUUCCCCUCUUGUUCCUCCAGUGUGUUGAUAUAUUGAGAAGAUUGAGCUUGAGGAAUA